This is a messenger RNA of Cokeromyces recurvatus, 886 nucleotides long. RefSeq lists its product as uncharacterized. The coding region runs from base 62 to 883 and encodes 273 amino acids. NCBI's taxonomy places the organism in Eukaryota, Fungi, Mucoromycota, Mucoromycetes, Mucorales, Mucoraceae. The record is from RefSeq and is a predicted model, not a curated record. The transcript has 5 exons.
GUACCUUUUUUUUUAUUUUCAUUAUUAUGACAAAGAAAGAAAUAAAAUUCAUAUAAUAUUAAUGAGUAACUACAAUACAUUUAAUAAUUCAACAGAAAGGUAUCCUGGAAUCACUCCACCUGAUCCAUUACAAAGAUAUGGCUCUGCUCAUCUUGACCAAGACAUUUUUGGCAUCUCGGUUUCUCGUUUAAAUAUUGUUCAGCAAUUAGAAUUUGCAAGAAAAGUGCUUUGCAUUACAACAAGUCAAUUAUUAAUUUUAGCUUUUACCAUGUUUUUUAUUGUUAAAGUCUGUCCCUUAUUUGAAUGGCUUAAGAAUAGUACUUGGACUUGGUGGAUUCCUGUAGCACCUACAUUUUUAUUUAGUUUAAUCAUUAUUUGGCAACUUUGGAAUCAAUAUUUUCAACUAACGAAGGCAGUUAGGACGACUUUAUUAUGUUUGUAUACAUUAACUAUGUCACUUGUUAUAGCUAAUAUAGUUUCAAAAGCAGUGUAUGAAGAAGGUAUUUCUGUUAUUAUCAUGACCAUUUUUGGAUUAUCAUGCUGCAUUUUAUACACCUUUCAAAAAAGGUAUUCAUUUUCAGGUGUAUUUCCUUUUGUGUGUAGUCUAGGUGCCCUCUGUUUAUGUUCUUUAGGGCUAAGAUAUAGUUAUGAAAUGGAUCCUAUCGAAAUUUUGUUUCCUAUAACAAUAGCUAGUUUAAUAUGUAUUUACAUCAUUUUAGAACUAUAUUUUAUUAUGCAAAAUGUGACAUCAGAUGACUUUAUGUUGGCUAACGUUUGUUUCUUUGUUGAUGUUCUUUACCCAAUCUAUUUUAUACAUCACGUAUGUGAAUUAACAGACAAUUUUGAUAAUGUAUUUCCAGAUAUUUUAUACCCAGGAAAUUAAAUA